UGGACGUGAUUCUCCUGGUCAUGAAUCUACAGCUAGUAGUGCUGCUUCAACAACAACUAGUAGGAACUCUACCACAUCUAUAGACAGUGGGCGGGCUUCAAAUUCUACCAUGGAACCCCGCCCUCCCCUUCACCUAGGACACGCCCAUAGAUUGUCUAAUGUCUCCUCUCAAUCUGGCGGAGAUUCUAUUAGUUCUAGUAGACAGAGCCAUCACAGCAGUAAUUCAAGCCUGGGAGACAGGUUUGAGGACAGUAUCUGCACCCUCAAUAUACAGGAUAUGCUAAAUGCAGGGAUUCCGGAUGAAGAAAUCCUGACUGCCUGGUUGACCGACCUACAUUUUGAAGAAUAUUAUCAGCUGUUCACCUCAGCUGGAUACGAUAUGCCAACAAUUUCCAGGAUGACACCAGAAGACCUUACAGCAGUUGGAAUCAAGAAACCAAAUCAUAGGAAGAAACUAAAGGCUGAGAUUGGAAGAUUAAAUAUUUCGGAUGGUCUUCCAGAUUUUCUUCCGGACUGCCUAGAGGACUGGUUAGGACUAUUAAGAUUAGAUGAAUAUGGUCCUAAUCUACGAAGUCAAGGAUAUAACACUAUACUAGAUGUUACAACUAUCAGUAUUGAAGAUCUAGAGGACACCGGGUUUUAUAGACUGGGACAUCAGAAACGCCUCCUCCUGGCGAUACGGCGGGCAAAAGAGCUUCUCGGCGGUAAACGGGUUCAGCCGACUACAUUCCAAACCCAGGAUACAGGAAUAUCGAAACUUCCACCACGCCCUUCUCUCUCAUCAUUCACACACCAAGUUCACGACAUUCAACCUUUUCAUCAUAAUCAACAACAUUCACCUCACCUUCAUCAACAACAUAGUUUCCAACAACAGCAACAACCGUUUCAUUCAUUUCAACAGUUUAAUCCAUCCCAAUCCCAACACAACCCUUCCCAAUCCCAACACAACCCUUCCCAAUCCCAACACAACCAAUCCCAGUGUUUGUUCCAACCUACCUCUGGUCACCAGCAGCACACUCCUCUUCAAUAUUUACCUGAUUUUAUGAGAAUAAAGCAGAGUGGAGGAUUUGCCAGCAAUGAGGAGCUGCCCACUAGUAUACCUGAUCCUAUGCCCCCUUUACAGUACCCCCUCUACCAAACAACAUUUCAGGGGGGCACAAUCCCCCACCAGGGAGGGGCAAACUUCCAAGGGGGAUACCCAGGCAGCCCUAGGUUUAUACCAAGAGCUGCAGGAGGUCUGGGACAUCCUCCCUCCCCCUCCCCCUGGCGUAUGAUGAGGUCCUACGAUGACGCAGAUAUUUUGCGUCACGCUGACCAUUCGGUUCUAAUUCAUGACGCUCCGAGGUCGCAGAACAAGUCAGGGACACUUCCACGCCCAAAGGGUACUAUAAAACCGCGACCAGUUGCAAAAAUAAUUGCAAAAACUCGUGAAUCGGAACCGGAAAUCGAGGUUAGCAAAGAAGAUCAUGGAAAGGAUCUAAAGGCUGGAGGCUGUGAUACCGAGGACUCUCCAGGAACCUCGUCAGGAAUGAGUUCUCCAAACCGUCUCCAAGGAUCUCCUACUCCUACACUCAGAAGACCAAGACGGGGUUCAGAUACAGGGAUACAGAUGAGGAAGAUUGGUAGUUUUGAAAGUGACCCUGGAACUAUUCCUUUUGCUAAUGAUAACGCCGGAACAAUUCGGAUUAGGUAG
This is a messenger RNA of Eurytemora carolleeae, 1693 nucleotides long. RefSeq names its product caskin-2. The transcript is spliced from 17 exons. The record is from RefSeq and is a predicted model, not a curated record. Bases 110 to 1693 code for a protein of 527 amino acids. Gene Ontology annotation, cellular component: focal adhesion; axon. Gene Ontology annotation, molecular function: signaling adaptor activity; protein phosphatase binding. NCBI's taxonomy places the organism in Eukaryota, Metazoa, Arthropoda, Copepoda, Calanoida, Temoridae. Gene Ontology annotation, biological process: cell surface receptor protein tyrosine phosphatase signaling pathway; axonogenesis.